AUGACUCGAUCAAUAUUUCCUUUGCUUCCACCGUACGGUGCACACAAUCCGGCAGAUGGGCGGAUUAUCCCAGCUCAUCCUGAUGGUCUCACACCAUAUCUCGGGCUAAGAGCCCGACUGUCCCAAGUAUGGAUCAAUCGCUGGACGAUCUUGAUUCUGCUUGUUCUUGUUCGAAUCCUUCUCGCGAUCGGCAAUAUACGAAGCGACAUGGCCAGCGCCAAACGGGAAGCCCUCUCGGCAUGCACCUCAGUCGAAUCCAUGGGCAGUGCUAUGGCGUCGAUGCCGCAUUACCUCGCGACGGGAGUCAACGAGCUGGUUGCCGCUGGUGUUACUGAUGCAGUCAGCGGUUUGAACACCAUGCUAGAUCUAGUUCUUACUGCUGCCGAAGAAAUGAUUCUUUUUGUUCUCAAGAUGAUGUACCAAACCUACCUCUGUCUGAUCACCCUGGCUGUACAAGGUGUGGUGGAAGCGGCAACAGUGCUGAUCGAAGAUGUUGUUGAUGGUGUGAACAAAACGAUCAAGGCUGCUGAGUCGGAUAUCACCAGUGUCGUCAAGACAUUUGAAACCGCUCUUGAUGAUGUGAUUGAUGUGAUCAAUGACUUAGGUGCUUCUAUUCCAACCUUGAAUCUCAACAGUUCUCUCAGCGAGCUGAACAGUUGGUCCAUUCCUUCAUCCGUCGAUACGAGUAUCAGCAAGCUCAAUGACUCGAUCCCUAGCUUCAGUACCGUAGAGAACUUCACUGAGACUGUGAUCAAAACGCCCUUUGAAGAUGUCAAAAAACUGCUGAACAAUUCCCUGGGCAGCUACAGCUUCGACAGCUCCGUCCUUUUAGUCCCCGCCAAGAAAUCGUUGACGUUUUGCAACGAUAACGAUGGAAUCAACAGCUUCUUUGACGGAGUGACAGAUGUCGCUAUUACCGCCCGAAAGAUCUUCAUUAUUGUUUGCAUCGUCGCGGCCGUCCUGGCCUGUGUCCCCUCUGCAUACCAAGAAAUUAGAAGAUGGCGCCAGAUGAAGGAGAGGGCACAACUCGUCCGAAAAGAAGCCCAUGAUCCCAUGGACAUUGUCUACAUUGUUUCUCGACCAUACACUGCUGCCGCUGGUAUCAAAGCCGCAAGUCGAUUCAGUAAUAGUCGCCGACAAAUUAUUGUCCGGUGGGCAGUUGCAUAUGCAACCUCAAUGCCAGCACUCUUUGUUCUCGCCCUGGCUAUCGCAUCCUUGCUGGCCUGCUUAUGUCAAUGGAUUAUCAUCCACGAAAUCUCAAAGGAAGUACCAGCGCUUAGUUCCGAAGUAGGCGAGUAUGCCGAAAAGGUGGUGUCAGCCCUACAAAACGCAUCAACAGAGUGGGCAGACAGCGCAAACGGAUAUAUUACAAACUUCGACAAAGAAAUCAACACGGACGUUCUUGGAUGGGUGAAUACAACCACCACCGCAGUCAACACAACUCUCAAUGUCUUUGUCGAAAAGGUGACCGGUGUCCUCAACGAGACCUUCGGAGACACAAUUCUCGCAGACCCAAUCGAAGAGGUUUUCAACUGCCUAAUCGGUCUCAAAAUCGCCAGUUUCGAAAAGGGUCUGACCUGGGUUUCGGACAACGCCCACCUCGAUCUCCCGCUAUUCCCGACCGACGUUUUCUCCAAAGGCGCAAACGCGAGUAUCACAAACGGGACUGCUGACGAUAGUUUCCUCUCUGAUGCAGGCGAUGAAACAUCCAACAAGAUAACCGAGGUUGUUGACGAUGUUAUUCAGACGCUGAAUGAAGCACUCCGUCAGGAAACCAUCAUCGCAGCAUCCAUCUUCCUCAUCUGGGUAAUGAUCGUUCUGAUGGGUAUUUUCCGCGCAAUGUUUCUAUGGUGGGGUCGUGACCGUAAUCGUGGUGAUGGUGGUGGUCAUGCUAUUGACCCUGUGCCUAAUCAUCCCCUGCCGCCACCAGAUUCUCGGGGCUUCACCGAAAUUCCUCUGACAGUCAUGCCAAAGCUUACCUCCGGGAGUGGGGGUGCUGCUCCAGCUUCAGCUCCGGUGUACCAGGCUAAUGAGGCAGGGGCUGUCGCUGUACCGAAGGAUCCAUUCCAUGAUGUCCAUGCGUAUCCCGAUGAAAAACUUGGGUUUGCCGGACAAAGGACAGCUCUACAAGUAACAUCAGAGCCUAGUCUGAGGCAGAGUAAUUAUGUGGAGUAUGAUGUGAAGGGAUGA
Molecule: messenger RNA, 2190 nt
Organism: Penicillium odoratum
Lineage: Eukaryota; Fungi; Ascomycota; Eurotiomycetes; Eurotiales; Aspergillaceae
Gene: prm1
Product: pheromone-regulated protein PRM1
Exons: 1
Coding region: 1-2190 (729 amino acids)
Cellular component (GO): mating projection tip
Source: RefSeq, a predicted model, not a curated record